Molecule: messenger RNA, 1357 nt
Organism: Arabidopsis arenosa
Lineage: Eukaryota; Viridiplantae; Streptophyta; Magnoliopsida; Brassicales; Brassicaceae
Source: the annotation of a GenBank genome assembly
UUUUUCUCUUGUUUGUUUGAUCCUCUACGUAUACUCUGUUCUUCUUCUCUCUUCAGAUAAAACAAGUCUUGCAAAAUUAAGAUCUGAUGUCUUAUCGAUUGCUAAGUGUGGAUAAGGAGGAACCUGGUUUGAAGGAACGUAACUACUUGGGUCUGUCUGAUUGUUCCUCUGUUGAUAGCUCAACUAUUCCCAAUGUUGAGAAGAGCAAUCUCAAUUUCAAAGCUACUGAACUGAGGCUAGGUCUUCCUGAGUCGCAAUCUCCUGAGAGAGAGACUGAUUUCGGUUUGCUGAGUCCGAGAACACUCGAUGAGAAACUUCUCUUCCCGUUGCUACCUUGUAAAGACAAUGCUUCUGCUACUACAGGGCACAAGAAUGUUGUUUCUGGUAACAAGAGAGGAUUUGCUGAUACUUGGGACGAGUUUUCGGGUGUGAAAGGAUCUGUUAGACCUGGAGGAAUCAACAUGAUGUUGUCGCCGAAAGUUAAGGAUGUCCCGAAGAGUAUUCAAGAUGAAAGAUCUCAUGCUAAGGGUGGUGGCUUGAACAAUGCACCAGCUGCCAAGGCACAGGUUGUUGGUUGGCCUCCAAUCAGAUCAUACCGGAAGAAUACAAUGGCUUCUUCUACUUCGAAGAACACUGAUGAAGUUGAUGGGAAACCGGGUCUUGGUGCUCUGUUUGUGAAAGUGAGCAUGGAUGGUGCUCCGUAUCUGAGAAAGGUCGACUUGAGAACUUAUACUUCUUAUCAACAGUUGUCUUCUGCGCUUGAGAAAAUGUUCAGCUGCUUCACUCUUGGUCAAUAUGGACUUCAUGGAGCUCAAGGGAGGGAAAGAAUGAGCGAGAUCAAACUGAAGGAUCUUCUUCAUGGAUCAGAAUUCGUGCUUACUUAUGAAGACAAAGACGGUGAUUGGAUGCUCGUUGGAGAUGUCCCGUGGGAGAUAUUUACUGAAACAUGCCAGAAACUGAAGAUCAUGAAGGGCUCUGACUCUAUUGGAUUAGCUCCAGGUGCAGUGGAGAAAUCGAAGAACAAAGAGCGGGUUUGAAACAAAGAGGCUCAAGACAAAAACACUAUGCACAGUUCCUAUGUUAAAGUCUUCUUUUACUGAUGUUUGAAAACUCUUUAGUCUUUUUACUAAUUUGUGUUGUUAAGACUUUGGAUUCUCUUAUUUGUGUGUGCUUGUUCAGAACAAAUACAUUCUUCUUAUGUGUGUUUUCUACUUUGAUCUUCAAGACUUUUUCUCCAUAUAGUUUAGAUUGAAGACCAACUUUUGCUCUCUAUAAUUAUAUGCAAAACUUUGAUUUGUUUAUUGUGUUACUACAAAAGUCUCUUAAGUGAUAAUUAGGAUAAAAGUUGGUUAUUGAU